GCCAAGCAAACUGUUUCUACUCCUCUACGGUUAAACGCGCCUCAACUCUCGCGAAGAGAUAAUGAAUGCCGAUUUGUAUCAGCGUAUUAGUGCCACUCGUUCUCUUCUACUCAUGGUUGGUUUAUGGCCUUAUUAUCAAUCAAAGUUCACUCAAAUUCAACGACUGUUAAUCUUUAGUAUUUUAUCGAGCUUUAUUGCAUUUCAGUUUACAACGGUUGUGACUGCAGAAUGCACUCCUUACUUCAUGAUUAAACUUUUUUCUUCAGUGUUAAUUUUUAUUGUCUGCUUAUUAAUGUAUAGCUCCUUCUGGUUUCAUAUCUCGAAUGUAAAGUAUAUACUGGAAAAAAUUCAAUAUAUUUGUUACUACCUCAAAGAUGAAAACGAAAUCUCUAUUAUUAACAAAUACGCGUCCAGCGCAGAACGUAACUCAACUAGAAUUAUACUAGUUGGAAUUAUAUUUCUUGUUCUUGUUCAUCCAAUGUGGCCGCACCUCCUUGAGCGUUUUUUACUCAUAAAUGACACUACUUCCUAUCGUACAAUGUUGAUUGCGACUGAGUAUUUUAUUGACCAAGAAAAAUAUUUAUAUUUCAUAAUGCUGCAUAUGUAUGCAGCCUGUUGUAUAUGUGUGAUAUCGACGGCGGGGACUGGCACGAUUUUUGUAAUAUGUUUCAAACAUGCUUGUGGAAUGUUGCAAAUUGCUAGUUACCGUAUUAGGCUAGCAAUGCAGACCGAUAAUCGACAAAAGAUUAAGCAGAGUUGUCAAUUUAUAAACCAGCGAAUCACGAUGUAUAAGGGCAUUCUUUUCGCCAUUGAUAUUCAUCGGGAAACCUUAAAUUUUUGCGAGUUCAUUUCAUCCGCGUUUAAAUUUACAAUAUGUUUCUCGGCAAUACUCGGUGUGAUAUGUUUGAGCUUCAAUAUGUUUCAAGUUUUUCAGGUUGUUACAUUCGGUGGUAAGGUCGAGGAAUUCUUCUUGCAUUUAGCGUGCAUAAUUCCCAUUCUUGUAUACAUGUUCAUUAUUAAUUACUUAGGUCAAGAAAUUACAGAUCACAAUGACAAUGUAUUUCUCAGCACGUACAAUGUUUGUUGGUACAUAGCACCACUCAGUAUACAAAAAUUGAUAUUAUUGCUAUUGCAAAGAGGCAAUAAACCGUACACCUUGUCUGCUGCUGGAUUAUAA
Molecule: messenger RNA, 1177 nt
Organism: Odontomachus brunneus
Lineage: Eukaryota; Metazoa; Arthropoda; Insecta; Hymenoptera; Formicidae
Exons: 9
Coding region: 62-1177 (371 amino acids)
Biological process (GO): sensory perception of smell; detection of chemical stimulus involved in sensory perception of smell
Cellular component (GO): plasma membrane
Molecular function (GO): olfactory receptor activity; odorant binding
Source: RefSeq, a predicted model, not a curated record